This is a messenger RNA of Melanotaenia boesemani (Boeseman's rainbowfish), 2827 nucleotides long. RefSeq lists its product as uncharacterized. Lineage: Eukaryota; Metazoa; Chordata; Actinopteri; Atheriniformes; Melanotaeniidae. The record is from RefSeq and is a predicted model, not a curated record. Bases 384 to 2597 code for a protein of 737 amino acids. Gene Ontology annotation, cellular component: extracellular region; membrane. The transcript has 17 exons. Gene Ontology annotation, molecular function: lipid binding. Gene Ontology annotation, biological process: lipoprotein metabolic process; lipid transport.
UUGGGUGGAAGUCAGGAUGAAGUUAUAGAGCUUUACAUGAAGGAGGCAGGGCUUUAGAGCACUAAGUCACGUACAUGUCUUCCCAAAAGACAAUAGCAAGUAUGUGUAUGCUGAUUUCUAAGGGACAUUUUGGGCAUAUUUUCUGUGCAUUUUCAUGUCUCUGUGAAAGAUAGAACCCACCCACAUAUUUUCACUGUCCUUCUGUCACACACCUGUAGCUUUAUUUAAACUAUACGCAGCGAGAGAGGAAACAUGUAACCGUGGUAUCUGUGACCGGAAUACCAAAAUAUGAGCACAUGGGAAAAAAUAAAUGUCUUCUACCAGACUUUUAAUCAAACUCAACACGGGACAAUAGAAGCGUCAAAACAUGACGGACAAAGUACAUGAAGAAGUCGGCUGGCACUGGCCCAGAUGAAAUCAUGGAGUCCAUCUAUGAAGACCCAGAUUCAUUAAUGGGUGCUGUUGCAGAUGGAGGCCAGUCACCAGACCAGAUGGAGGUUAAAGUCAAGCCGGUACCUCUUCCAAGGAUUAAAUCACAACAUCAGCCUAACAGCAACAACAACACUGCAGACACUUUAAAUAAAACACACAGCACAAUCAAUGCUGCAGGUUCCCAAAGUAAGAGACAGUCCAUGCCUCGCCCAGUUCUUCCGCCUCCCAGACCACCAGUGAACAAACAUGUUAACCCAGCUGCAGUGGUCAGGGGGAACAGUGAUUAUUCUAAAUCAAUUACUGAGACAACUGCAAUGCUUCGGGAUCUCCGUCUUGAGAAAAAACCUCCUCCUCUCCCUCUUCGACCAAAGCUCCCCCCUACUUCUCCUAUGUUAUAUACUGAUCGAGCACCUUCUGCAAAGAGUCUAACAUCAGAGAGCGGCACUGGGACAGCGCAGCAGCGUUCCUCUGUCAGCUUCAUGAGCCAAGGGCCUAUCUCACCAGCAGGAGCGCUCAGUUCCUAUUCAAAUUACCAAGAACAGGCUACAGACAGAUCAAGCAGAGAUGGGUUUGCACAACCUCAAUACCAACCUUCCUCAAUCUACCGCAGUACUUCUACGACUCAGUUGUCUUCACAGACCAGAAGAUCACCUCCUUCAUUCAGUCCACCAUCCCCUCCUUCAGAGCCCAACAACUACAGCUUGAGAGAGUUUCCUUCCUACUUGGACAUUAUCCCAAAUGAAGCAGAUGUGACGACACCGAUGAUGUCAACACAUCAGUCUGAUCCUGACUACAACUCCGUAUAUCAGCUUUCCACAGACCUUCGGGAUCUCCGUCUUGAGAAAAAACCUCCUCCUCUCCCUCUUCGACCAAAGCUCCCCCCUACUUCUCCUAUGUUAUAUACUGAUCGAGCACCUUCUGCAAAGAGUCUAACAUCAGAGAGCGGCACUGGGACAGCACAGCAGCGUUCCUCUGUCAGCUUCAUGAGCCAAGGGCCUGUCUCACCAGCAGGAGCACUCAGUUCCUAUUCAAAUUACCAAGCACAGGCUACAGACAGAUCAAGCAGAGAUGGGUUUGCACAACCUCAAUACCAACCUUCCUCAAUCUACCGCAGUACUUCUACGACUCAGUUGUCUUCACAGACCAGAAGAUCACCUCCUUCAUUCAGUCCACCCUCCCCUCCUUCAGAGCCCAACAACUACAGCUUGAGAGAGUUUCCUUCCUACUUGGACAUUAUCCCAAAUGAAGCAGAUGUGACGACACCGAUGAUGUCGACACAUCAGUCUGAUCCUGACUACAACUCCGUAUAUCAGCUUUCCACAGACGACAUCACUGCGCUACUGACAUGGCUGAAAAGAGUGUGUAGAGAACCUGACGUCAUGGCUCCAUCAUUGUUUGGGCUUGAUACAGAGGAAGAAAUCAGAUCCUUUAAUAAGAGAGCCAUGAACAUUAGAAUAGCCCGCCGUCUCUACAAUCUUCUAAUGAUGAAACGCAGAGACAGCCUGCAGAACAGCAUAAAAGAGUUCCAGUCCAUCUCUGAAAAGCUGGAGAAGGUGAAGAAGACCAGUAAAAACAUGGGGAUUGCUGGAGGCACCACAGGUGCUGUGGGAGGAGUGGCUGCAGUGGUUGGCAUCGCCUUGGCUCCAGUGACUAUGGGCACCUCACUGAUUGCUACAGCUGCCGGUGCUGGUAUGGUGGCAUCUGCCGGAGGUUUUGGCAUCCAUGCUGCUAAAGCCAACAAGAAGUCUGUGAACAGGACAACAGUGGAGAAAAUAGCAAAUGACUAUAAGUCAGAUGUUGCUGACAUUGAACUCUGUCUGCAGUUUAUCCUCUCGGGGAUGAAUGAGCUGCGAAGACACAACACUGUCAAGUUACAAAGUGCAGGAGCUCACCCAGAUGCACUGAGGAUGGCAGAUCUGUCGCAUGCUGUGUUCAGGAACCUGAACAACAGUAAAGGGAUGUCGCUAAUCCACCCAGGUGGAGUGACAUCUGGAAGCCUGCUUAAAGCUUUCGCUACUGAAAUAGAUGAGUAUUUCACAGAAAAAAAUAAUCAGAAACUAAAAAAGUCUAACAAGAGCAAGUUUGCAGGUAGAAUUUCCAGUUUGGCCAAAGCCCUGCAGGAGGAGCUUAAUUAUCUGAUUCAAAUGUGGGAAAUGCUGUGCUGAAUAAAAGAGGAAAUAUAUGCAUGUAGCUAUAUAUGUUUAUUUGUAUGAGUGUGUAAGAAUUUUACUUUGUGACAACUGCAUUAUUUAAUUUAGGAUUAAUGAAACAUAAGCAAUUAUGUAAAUGUUGUGUAAUUGUAAAAGUUACUCAUGUUUGAUGUUAAAUUAUUUUGUAUAAAUAAACACUUAUGUAAUAACUGUGAAAAGUCUAGUACCACUUCUUUUUUACACAG